AUGAAUAUCUUACCUAAAAAGAGGUGGCAUGUACUGAAGAAGGAGAACAUUGCCCGUGUGAGAGCAGAUGAGGCGAAAUUUAAUGAAGAACAGAAAAAGAUCGAAAUUAAAGCACAGCUUGCUGACCAGGAAGCAAGGGUAGAUUACUUGAGAAAACAGAGGAAAAUUAAAUCGUCAUCUGCCUCUGGCUUAGAUGGAUUCCAACUGGCUUUAGACAAGGAUAAUGUCCUAAAUGUUUCGCAAGGAAAUAUUGAUUAUGAAAAAGAAAAGAAAGAAGAACAGGAAAAAAAGGAAAAGGCGAUCGGUCUUCUAACAUACUUAGGUCAAACUGUUCUGGAUGCUGCAGGUGAAAAACCUUGGUAUGAUAUACAUCCUCGAGAUCAUCAGCGGCGUGAAAGCGAACGUAAAAAAGACAAUGAGGAGAUGGAAAUAAAAAAGAAAAUCUUGGCUGAUCCGCUGACAGAAAUGAAGAAAGUUGAAAACAUGUUUAAGCACCAUAAGGAAAUGAAAAAACAACAAGAAGCCAGUGAAUUACAACGCGCUAAUGCUUGCAUCCAUGCAAUGCCAUCUCUGUUUCCUGAUGACAUAAUAGUACCAAAGCAUCAAAAUCAAAAAAUAGCUGCACAAAAGAAAGUAGAAAAUGGAGAUCGUUCAAAAUUAACCGAAUCUAUACUCACACUUAGUGAGCAUACGUCGAAAACAUCACCUGCAGAAGUUCUUAAAUUUGAUGAUAAAAUUGAGAAGUCAAAUGUAAUUGAAAUGGCCAAGAGUUCAGAAAUCAAUCGUCUCCGAGCACAACGACUACAGCGCGAGCGAAAAGAAAGAGACAGAGCCGCAGUCUUGCUAGCAAAGUCCAUGGGGUUGACAGAUAUCUUAAGACACCCGAUUGAGGAACAAGUUUGCGUUGACGAACGUAAACUGCCCUUCAAUUCUGCAUUUAAUCCUGAACUGUCUGCCGUUCUAUCAGAACGACGUCGACGCCACAGAGAAUCACGGAAACGACAUUACGAUGAACAAGACUAG
Trichobilharzia regenti is the source of this 1023-nucleotide messenger RNA. The record is from the annotation of a GenBank genome assembly. Lineage: Eukaryota; Metazoa; Platyhelminthes; Trematoda; Strigeidida; Schistosomatidae.